Molecule: messenger RNA, 702 nt
Organism: Juglans regia (Persian walnut)
Lineage: Eukaryota; Viridiplantae; Streptophyta; Magnoliopsida; Fagales; Juglandaceae
Exons: 1
Coding region: 1-702 (233 amino acids)
Source: RefSeq, a predicted model, not a curated record
AUGGUAUCAGAGCAGGGGUUUACUCCUGCUAUUGAUCGCAUUCUUUCAGACACAGAAAACCCUUUCUACAGAUCCAUGGAAGACCAUUCAACAAACACAGAAAACCCAAAUUCAAACACACCUUAUUUGAAUUUCGCAAACCCAAACAAUCCUUAUAGAGUUGAAAAUGGUGAUAACAUUGCUCUUAUUCUUGUUGCUAACCUCCUUACAACAGACAAUUAUUCUACUUGGUCUCCAACAAUGCGUCGAGCACUUAGAGCCAAGAAUAAGCUGGGGUUCAUUAAUGGAAGUAUUUCCAAACCAACUGAUAUGGAUGACCUUCUUUUCGAUGCAUGGGAAAGAUGCAAUGACAUGGUAGUAUCAUGGAUUCAAAACUCAGUUAGCUCUGAUUUAAAGUGCAGUGUGGCCUUUGUGGAUGAUGCACGAGUAGUCUGGGAAGAGUUGAAGGACCGUUUUACCCAACAGAAUGGACCUCGAAUUUUCCAGUUAAAGAGGAGUCUAGCAAACCUUCGACAGGAUAUAUAUUCUAUAAGUACUUACUAUGGUAAACUUAAAACCUUGUGGGAUGAAAUUGCUAUUUAUGACCCUGUUCCUAUUUGCACUUGUGGGCAACUAAGCAUUUUAAAUGAUAGAUAUCAACGUGAUUGUGUCAUACAGUUCCUCAUGGGCUUGAAUGACCAAUAUGCUAACUCUAGAGACUAG